UAUUAGCUCUUGGAAAGAAUUUUGGAAUAUAGCAUGUCAGCGCUGGAGGUCUCCUAAGAGGUCACAGAGUCUCAAUUCCACAUGUUUUCUAUGUCUGACUAGCACUUUAACACAGUUCCUUAUAUAUAGAUGCAGAACUUGGGACAUAACCACCAGUUCAACAAAUGUGCCCUAGUCUUCCUUUGAGGAAAAAGGCACCUAGUCUGGACCAAAAACAAAACAAAAACAUGGAGGACACUGUGAUAGGGACAUAUAUACAAAUUUAAGACAAUCUCUGCCCUCGAAGAGCUAAAAUUUUAUGAGAGGAGCAAGAACGACUCAUACACAGGAUGACUUCAAUUUGGGGACCUGAAGACAACUCUAGCAGAAUUGCUUUUAACAAGCAACUGACCAAUGGUGUUUUCUCAAGGACCAUUUUGAACUAUGGCUUUGGGACUAAGGUGCUUCCGUUGGGUGCAGCCUGGAUUUUACAACUCUCUUUCAGUCUUGACAAGGCCUGUUUUAGAAGUUGGGAUGAGGAGUACAGGUAUAACCUGGAAUGAUUGCCAGCAGAGUGGGGCCUGUUCAACUGUAAUGAUCCGACAUUUUGCUACCAAGAAAGCCAAAGCCAAAGGUAAAGGACAUCCCCAGACCAGAGUCAAUAUUAAUGCAUCCUUGGUGGAGGACAUAAUCUGUCUGGAAGAGGUAGAUGUGGAGAUGAAGUCUGUGGUAGAAGCCCUUAAGGAUAAUUUCAACAAAAAUCUCAACAUAAGGACUUCUCCAGGGUCUCUGGAUCACAUAACUGUGACAACUGGUGAUGGGAAGUUUGCUCUAAAUCAUAUCGGCCAAAUCUCCCUGAAAUCGCCCCAGCUGAUUUUAGUAAACAUGACCAAUUUCCCAGAGUUCCCUGGUACCAGGAGUGGACACAGUUUGCUAUUCAGCCUGAUCAAAGCAGUCUGCACCAAUUGUACAGCUGCAGCUAUCAAGGCCAUAAGAGAAAGUGGAAUGAAUCUGAACCCAGAAGUCGAUGGGACAGUAAUUCGGGUGCCAAUUCCCAAAGUUACAAGGGAACACAGAGAAAUGCUGGUCAAGCUUGCAAAACAGAACACAAACAAGGCUAAGGAUAACUUGAGAAAAGUGCGGACCAAUGCAAUGAAUAAAUUGAAGAAAUCCAAGGACUCAGUGGCCGAAGAUACAAUUAAACUAAUAGAAAAACAGAUUGGACAAAUGGCAGAUGACACUGUAGCUGAGAUGGACAAGCAUUUGGCAUUGAAGACCAAGGAACUCCUGGGAUAAGAAGGAUAUUUCUGAUGAGGCCAGCUGUGGGAAGUCUGCAGAAACGAUGGUGCCCUAGCUUGCAGUUCAGGGCCAGAGCCUCAGAGAUUUGGCAGUUUGACUGCAUUCUUCUUUUGAGUUUCUUGUGUUUCUUUUAGGAGAUGUCGUUUUUGGAUGUUUUCAAGUCACACGGUUGUCUCCUGUCACCACAACAUCAGUCUGUGUGUAGGACUGGACCAUUAUAACUCUUAGCUGACCUUGAUGUGGGCUGUUUUCAUGCUGGGCCUAUCAGCAGGGAUAGCCUCCAUUAAGUAAAUACCUAUGAUUAUAAAAAUAUACUCCCGCGAGGCUCAGUUACCUUCAUUUGAUGUCCUGAGGGAGCAGUAAUAAGAAUAUUUAAUAUGAGUUUAUUUUGCUUCUUUUGAAUGAGAGAGUACAUAAUCACUUCUGAGGUUGAACUCCAUGUUAGGUGUUGUAGAACUUUUCCUAUAAUUCAUUUUCUGAAGGCAGGCCUCAAUUUUAAAUGACCCUGAUAUUUUGCCUCCAGCAGGUUUUCAUUGAUGAAUGAGGCCUAAAUAAAAUGGAAUGAAUAGAAACAACCAACAAGGAUAAAAUGUUUCAUUUCCUUUUCUUCUCACCCACUAGCAUUUGCCUUGAACUACUCAUGUUCCAGUAUUUGAAAACAAAAACAAUUGGAGUGGUCUACCUUCAGAAAUUCAGUUGAGUUAGAAGCAUAGAAAAAGAAGAUUUUAGAGCUGGAAGAGACUUUAGAAAUAAUAUACAUAGAAACAUUUCUUGAGACAGGUUAAAUGAAUUGUCCAGCUUACUGAAUCUAUGUUUGCCAAAGGAUAAAAUUGCCUGGGAGAAAACAAGAGGCUCAUGCUUGGAACAGAAAUGUUCAAACUCAGAAUCACAGAGUGCUAGACCUGAACAGGUCCUUAGUAUGAACAACAUUGGAACUGAAAAGGAACAGAACACAGUGUUAGAACAAAGAAUAUAGAAUGUUAGGUUUGUGAGAGAGGUUAGAAUGGAUUGAAUUUUAAGAGAAAAUAGAAUCUUAGAACCUUAAGGCCCCCUUAGAGCUCAUCAAGCCCAGCUUCUUCAUUUUAUAGAGGAGGGAACCAAGGCUCAGAGGGGUUGGGUGCCUUGCUAGAAUGUGUCUGAGGCAGGAUUUAAACUUGGGUCACAUCAUGCUUUUAGUGGAGCCCCACCAGUCUUAGGGCAAGUAUAAUUUCUUCCCACAGCCCACACGGUGAAUGCUUUCUGUUGAUUAUCACAACUAACUAAGACAUGUUCCUCCCAAAAGGAUCUGAUGUUUUAAUGACUUACAAGCUCAUAUGACUCUGUACUAUUGUGAUAUGGUGGCAAAAAAGGCUAAUAAAAUCUUAGACCACAUUAAGAAA
Molecule: messenger RNA, 2657 nt
Organism: Monodelphis domestica (gray short-tailed opossum)
Lineage: Eukaryota; Metazoa; Chordata; Mammalia; Didelphimorphia; Didelphidae
Source: RefSeq, a predicted model, not a curated record